This is a messenger RNA of Cricetulus griseus (Chinese hamster), 1395 nucleotides long. The record is from RefSeq and is a predicted model, not a curated record. Lineage: Eukaryota; Metazoa; Chordata; Mammalia; Rodentia; Cricetidae.
CAGUGCUUUGGUGCUGGGGCACCACAGUGCACCAUGGUGGUAGCACGUGGUGAAGGGCUGUUCACUUCAUGGUUGGGAAGGUGUCUUAGUUUGGGUUCUUAUUACUGUUAACAGACACCAGGUUCUUAGAAAGGAAACUUCUAAUCGAGGGUGGCUCGUCCAUUAUCAUCAUGGUGGGGAGCACGGAGGCAGGCGGUGAGCUGGGAGUCCUACAUCCUGAUAGGCAGGCAACAGGAAGUGGACUGACUGAUGCACUGGGCAGCAUCCUGAGCAUAGGAAACCUCAAAGCCCACCCCCACAGUGACACUUCCUCCAACAAGGCCACACCCAUCCCAGCAAAGCCACCCCUGCAACUAGUGCCCCACCCUAUGAGAUAAUGAGGACCAAUUAGAUUCAAACUACCACAGACUGAAAGAGACAAAAUGGGACCAGUUUCUCAAGAACUCCUUAAAGGGCAUAUUCCCGAUGACUUAACUGUAAGAGCACAGCUCCGAUGGGAGCCAAGACAAACCACAAAGUCACACAGCACAGCAAACCUCACAGGAGGGAUUGGGCGAGGGAAAGCCAGGAGGGGCCUGCCUCUGCCAGGGUGAGGAGCCAACACUAGCAUCCUUCUGUAAACUAUAAGCAGGCUUUUAAUUGAAACGCUAUUCAUCAAUAAAAAUGGCUAUUGAUAAAAUAUUAGUAGUGAUGCUGACAUUUUUCACAUUAGUAAUUUGAAUUUACUUUUCUUUGGACUGUCUGUGUCCUUUGAUAGUUUUAAUGAAAUACCCGUUAGAAUUAAAGGAAAUCUCUUACUUUAUUUUAUACAUGGGUUCUAAUGUAUUCCCAUCUGGCCUCAACUUCUUGACCUUGAACUCCUGACCCUCCCGCCUGCACCUCCAGAAUGCUGGGAUUACAGAGUCGUGCUACCAAGCCUAGUUUAUGCAGUGCUGGCUAUAACACCGAUGAGCAACAUAAGACCCAGGGGUCGAGUAAUUUGUAGCCACCCCACUUUUUAAAAGGUAGACUGGGUUGUAAUCCAGGUCUUCUGACUCCACCUAUAGAUUGACCCACGUUAUGUUCUAUCCGCUCCAGGGGUGCAGGUUUACGCCUUAUCUUCCUCCCAUUCUCACUGACUGAGCAUUUUAAAUCAUUUUAGGAAGGGGUUUGCAGUAAGCGCACGCGAUCCUUCCUCUUCGCGGGAUCUCACGCCUGGCGUCUCUUUUGGCCCCAGGGACUCGCCGUCGUCCGGCUGAGCGUUCGCCGGUUGAGACGAUGGCGGCUGGGGCGCCGGAUCCGCAAGCACGAUUUGGUCAGUCUGUGAAGGGGCUUCUCACGGAGAAGGUGAACACCUGCGGGACCGACGUGAUAGCGCUCACCAAGCAGGUGCUGAAAGGCUCCCGCAGCUCCGAG